Akanthomyces muscarius is the source of this 4422-nucleotide messenger RNA. RefSeq lists its product as uncharacterized. The record is from RefSeq and is a predicted model, not a curated record. The transcript has 2 exons. Bases 1 to 4422 code for a protein of 1473 amino acids. Lineage: Eukaryota; Fungi; Ascomycota; Sordariomycetes; Hypocreales; Cordycipitaceae. Gene Ontology annotation, molecular function: protein binding.
AUGCCCUCCCACGACAAAACAAAUGAAGAGCCGAAGAAGGGGAGGAUUAUCAAAUCCGCUUUCGAUAGCGAAAGCUUCGAAGCAGAUGGCACAAUUCAUGUGGACGGCCUCGUCGGCUCGGCGACAAUUUCGCCGUCUGGUCGGGAUAUAGCUCUCGCUUCCCCCGACGGCCUCGCGAUCAUUGACUUGGACUCUCCCUAUAAUCCGCCCCGCCGUCUACGCAGUCCUGGGAUGCCAUGGCUUGUCGUAGACGUGCAAUGGUCGCCUUUCGCGGCGCGUGAUUACUGGGUCGUCUCUACAGCCAACCACCGAGCCCUAGUAUGGAAUCUUAACAUGAGGGAAGAUUCAAGCUCCGGGCCGAUCGAACACUCUCUCCAAGGACAUAGCAGAGCCAUCACGGAUGUCAACUUCUCGGCUCACCACCCCGAUCUCCUAGCGACCUGCUCAGUCGACGGCUCAGUUCACACGUGGGAUCUACGACGGCCUCGCCAACCUGUUCUAACCUUCUACGACUGGUUUGCUGGAGCGACACAGGUCAAAUACAAUCGGCAAGACUCCCACAUCGUCGCGUCAGCGCACGAUCGAUGGCUCCAUAUUUGGGACGAGCGAAAGGCGUCAAAACCCAUACGUUCCAUUACUGCACACACGUCCAAGAUUUACGGUAUCGACUGGAACCGCACGAGAGCUACCGGAAUUGUUACGUGCUCUUUGGAUAAGAGCAUCAAGUUCUGGGAUUAUGAGACUGGGGGAGACGAUCCGGAACACAUCAUCCGCACGGAUUAUCCUGUGUGGCGAGCGCGACAUACUCCUUUUGGCUGGGGAAUUCUGGCCAUGCCCCAGAAUGAGCCGGGCGAUCUGUUUCUCUAUGACCGCCUCUGGUCGGAUGACUCCCCCAUCGAUGCCGCGCCGGCCCCAGUAGCUAUAUUCCCUGGCCACGGAGACCACAAAGCCAAAGAAUUUCUAUGGAGAAGCCGCGGUGGCGUUUCAGAAUCGGGCAUGGACGAGCGAGAGUUUCAGUUAGUAUCAUGGGGAACCGACAACGAGCUGCGACUACACUGUAUCGAUAAUUCUACAUUCAAUUCCGUUGGCCAUGCGAAAGGCGGGCCUGCUAGAAAAGGGUUGAAGAUUACUCGAAAAGGCGCUAGUUACAGGACGUUUCGAGCAGUGGAUGACGUACCGAGCAAGGAGCGCAAGGCUGGAACUAUGAGUGAUCAAAGGAUGCAAGGAGCUGCCCAGCAAAGAAGCAGCGCCAACGCUGGCUCUCGAGCAACUACGCCUUAUAACCGCUAUUCGAGACCUGUUUGGCGUGGUCCUUCGAUGAAAGCAAAAGUACUUUCAAAUAAAAAGACCACAGACAGUCAAUCGGCAAUUGGAUGGAUGAAGGGCAUCACAAUGAACAAGCGCAAGGCAUCAACAGAUAAUUUUCGUCGUUUGCCGUCUAAAGACGGUAUACUCGCACACAGCUUUCCGGAAGACCAAUGGGGCGAACCUGAUACCAUCCAAGAAGAGCUGCUACGCGUCAGCACACAAAUUCCGAAGGUAAAAUGGGAUAGCAUUGACAUGGACAGCUUGACCUUCAAUGCUUCACUGACAGGCCCGUGGGGCGUCGAUGCCGACUCCAUCUUCAUCCAAGUCAAAAUUGAUGUCCCCACGGGAUAUCCUAAACAUAAGGCGCCCAAAUUCACGAUUGAAAAGUCAUCCUUCAUGCCAGAAGAGACACACAAGAGACUGCACCGCGAAAUCCACAAGUUGGCAAACCAGUUUUUGCUGCGAAAGCAAAAUUGCCUCGAAGUUGCAUUUACAUAUUUGCUCGGCGAAGUAGAUCUGGAAUCUAGCACCACGUUCUUCAAAAAUGUGCGGGAUCUGGACGAUGACAUUGAUGGACUGGCAGAUGAUAGCUCAAGUGAGGAUGAAGACCCUGCAGCCACUGGAUCGAUAUCCAUGUCGCAAGAGCUUCCCAAUACAGGCGAGGUCGACACGACAAUUGCCCCUCAUGGCCGUGCCAUCAUGCCUCCGCCUCCUCGAACAUGCGGCGCACGGUUCUCCAACGAUGGAAAGCUUGUAUGUUUCUUUCCUACAAAGGAAGAGAAGUUUCGAGCGCUGUUCUCGUCUACCGGAGAAGCCCUCAAAGAUCGACCGAAGAAUGAGCCAUUCUUUGCUGGCUUCGGACGUUUAUCGUACGAUCAAAGUCCCCGCCAGCGAGAAAAUAUCGAAGAAGCGUCUGCCACCGAUGACCAAUCAGCAGAUUCCGAUUCAGACCGAUCCUCUUCCGAAUCCUCUUCUAGUGACUCGGAAUCUACUUCGAUUCAUAAUAUGAAUAUGUGGUAUCGUCCGAGCCGCCAACCAAAGAAGGCAUGGAGCGAGGAUCGCUCAGUGAGGUCUAGUGGCGCUGGCACCGGCACCGGCACUGGAACAGGCACAGGCAUCGGAACAGCUACCGGCACUGGAAUGAGCCGGCGCCGCAUCAUCAAGGCACGGAACGUCAUUUCGAUCCACGACCUUCGCGCGGACUUGCCUUCAAAGAGGGAAUUCGCUGAAGAGUAUGCUAUCUUUGGUGAUGGAGCAGAUGUGUGCAACCACAAUGCGCGUGUUGCGGAGAAAUAUGGGUUUACUGACCUCUCAAACAUCUGGCUGUAUCUUGCUCUUCUCCUACACAAAGGCAUACCCUUGGAGGUGUUGGCAGGCAACGCAAAGCGUGACUCGAUCUUGGUCAUUGCGCGAGAUGUUGUUUCACGAGUUGGCUACAUCGAUAAGAACGCCCCCCCAGAUCCGUGGCUGCAUGACAAUGCGCUUUUCGGCAGAGUUAGAUGGGGCCAGCAUCCCUUAGCCAAAGAUCUUCUUGUCGAUCUCUUUGAUCAUUUCGAGAGUACGGCCGACAUUCAAAUGCUGGCUAUGCUGGCCUGCAUAUUUAGCGAAGCUUCAACAGACCAUGGAGUCGCAUAUGCCGAAUCAAACCUUCCCAAGCAAGAAACUCCAUUGCCCUUGAAAGCACCGUCUUAUUCUCUGGAGUACUUCCCCGCAGAUGCUACCUCGUGGAACAUAUACAGCAGAAGCUUCACCAACUCUGCCGUAACAACACCUGGGACACUUCACACUCCAAUAAACUAUGCUAGGUCACAAACGUCGGAUGAUGGUGUAUGGAAUGCUGAAACGGGGCCGAACUCGUUCUCUUGUGGCGAAACGCCACCGUCAAAGAGCAAAGGCUUCUUGGGCGACCAAGAAGCUGGGUCAGCGCUUUCCAAGUCCCCAACUUCACAACCCAUUCAACAGAAAAGUAGCACUGGAUUUGCGUCGGCUUUGGCUGCAAAUCUGCCCCGCUCCUUCACGGGAACAGCGACAUCUGCAUCACCACCUUCGCAGGGAAAGAAGAAGUCUAGCCCAGCUGAGAUGAUUUUGAACAGCAUUGCACCACGCACGGGAAGUAGUAGUGCCGGAGGAACUACAGCUGUGGUUGGAUCUGGCGGCGGCAGGACAUCUAUGUCCGAUGAUGAUGCUCGGAAAGAAGACCUCACAACCUUGGUCCCUACCAACGUCGCGAUCAUUUUAGAGGACCAGAGCAUUUUUGACGACGACGGGUGGAUGUCGCGUCCCCUACUGGACCCGAAGUUAUCAGACCUGCACAUCAACUACAGAUACGCUUAUGCGGAGCUGUUGCAGAUGUGGGAGCAACCACUGGCUCGCUUAGAGGUCCUGAAAUUUAACAUCUUAAAAGAAGACGCAUCGUCAAGCGGACUCGAAGACAGCCAAUUCAGCGCCAAUGGCAAAAUCAUUCUACCUGGCAAGUCAUCACCUCUGGCGAUGGGUAAACAGGACAAUCUGCAAGCUCUCCUCGCGUCAGGCCGCGGUCUGGAUAUCAUCGGCCUCUGCCGUGUCCACGAAACUCAGUUGGAGCCGCUGCAGUAUACAUCAUCUGACCUCAAGGUUGGUGGUGCUGUCGGCACUUGUGACAGGUGCCAGCAACGGCAGGACAAACUCAUUUGCGUAUACUGUACAGAACCGGUCGAUGCGCUGUUCCCGGCUUGUCUUGCAUGCGGCUGCGCUAGCCACGAAGAUUGCCUGGGUGAAUGGCAUGCUGCGGGCGAAAUGUAUUGUCCCGCAGGCGAUGAAUGCAAUUGCGUGGAAGAAGCGGCAAACGGACAAGUCGAGUCCUGGGCAGCGCUACAGGCAGCAAUGCUCAAGAGUCGGCAGACGAUGAGCCUUCUCCCAGACCCUGCGAUGGGAAGCGGUGACGAAGAGGAAGAGGUGGCGGUGCCAGAGAAACAGCCGCGCGGAUGGGGCCGGUUAGGCUUCGACACGGCAGGGAGCAGCAAACCAAAGCCAGUUACACCACCCGUGUCACUUGGAUUUGGACCGUUUAAGCGGACAGCCAGCUCGUGGUCGCGAAGCACAGGCCAGAAGCGUGGCGGCCGGCGAGGAGGCUAG